Molecule: messenger RNA, 1391 nt
Organism: Pygocentrus nattereri (red-bellied piranha)
Lineage: Eukaryota; Metazoa; Chordata; Actinopteri; Characiformes; Serrasalmidae
Exons: 2
Coding region: 464-1126 (220 amino acids)
Biological process (GO): retrotransposition
Cellular component (GO): ribonucleoprotein complex
Molecular function (GO): single-stranded RNA binding
Source: RefSeq, a predicted model, not a curated record
UUUUAUUUCAGUGUUCUGUUUUAAAACAUCGGUUUAUAAAAAGGUCCAAAUGAGGUUUUCUGAGGUUUGUCUCCCCUUGAUAAAUCCAGUCUUAUCCGUACUUAUUAGUGAGGAGAGAACAGACUCCAGUCUAAUGGAUCGCGCUUUACUGAUUAUGUUUUAUGUCAGAAUUAAUGAAAUUGGCUGAUAAUUAGAGCAGUCAGUAGCAUGUUUAUGUGGUUUUAGAAUCAGUGUAAUGAGGGCUGUAUUGAUGUGUUGGGGUGUAACUGCUUUCUGAUAAAUCUCAGAAAUUGGAGGUGAGGAGGGAGUCACGUGACGCAAUCUGAGAAAUGGCCGCUUAGGGGGAGACCUCCGUGCACCAUUGCAACUUUUGCUCUGAAUUUCGACAUUACGGCUCUCAGAUUACAUUUAUCUCCUCUCUGAGUGAGUCAAGCAGCUAUUCGACCUACAGUUGCUGGAUAAAAUGGCAUCUAAACGCGUCAGUCCACCUAAAACCAGGCAACGUGAUAACGCUAAAGAUGGCGCGGGCGACCGAGAAGAGAUUGCUAGCAUACACGAGCUUCUCAAUAUAGUGGACCUGCAGGAAAGAUCCCGCCGCAACACUCUGCGAUUUCAGGGUUUUCCAGAGCAUUGCGAAGGGAGAGGCCCAGCAAAAUUCCUGUGGGAUGUGAUUCCUGAGAUGCUCGGCUUGGAGUUCCCGUCUGGGCUCGUGGUGGAGCGAUGUCACCGCUUGGCAGUCGCUCGUAUGGGGAGCAACAGGCCGGAGAGAAUUCCCAUCACCCGGUUCCUUAACUGGGAGGACAAGGAGUCAGUAACCAACGCGGCGAGGGAAAAGGGUGAAAUCCGCUGGAAUGGCAACCUCAUCCGGAUCUUCCAGGACUAUUCAAAGGAAACGGUGUCUUUGCGGCAAAGUGUUGAGAAUGCAAGAGGCCGCAGGAAAGCUUUCAAACUGAAAUACCCGGCGGUUCUCUGUAUCGCUACGGGGGGCGGAGGAGAGCGGCGUUUUGAGAGUGCUCGCACCGCGCUGAGCUUCAUUUCAGCCCUACAGCCGGUGGCCGAGCCCCCACCUGAUGGCGCAUUGUACCGCGGGGGUCCUGGACUUGAUGUAGGCCAGAUUGGCCGUUAAACAUGGCUUAGCAACAGAGAACUUGAAGGACUCUGAGGCUGUAAUGGCUGAAAGGCUUUGUACCAGAGAAACUCCCAUCCAGUAGACUUCACCUCACAGGUCAGAGUAACUGUGUCUCCAGUGUAGACAGAGCGCUGAGGAUCCACCCUCACAGUCGGUGUGGGUUUUCCUGUUGGUAUGAAAUGAUGAAUCAGAGCCGCUUUUCAUUUUACAACACAAGCAGUAGUUCAAUCGUCUUAUACACUGUAUUUUAUUAAUGAGUCUU